Messenger RNA from Mesocestoides corti, 318 nucleotides. NCBI's taxonomy places the organism in Eukaryota, Metazoa, Platyhelminthes, Cestoda, Cyclophyllidea, Mesocestoididae. The record is from the annotation of a GenBank genome assembly.
AUGUCAGACAUAAUGCUUGCCGCGGAGUACACCCUGCGCAGGGCGCUGCACGAACAUGCGGGCGACCUCGUGGUCACUGGGAGCCCGCACCUCCUUUGUUCCAGCUUGCCCAAGCACUGGCGAUCCAACAAGUCCCUCCCGACGCCCUUUCGAGUGGUCAGCCUCGUGCCGGUCCCCGACGGAACCAGAGUGGUGCUUAGUGCGGGCAAUGAAGAACGACCAUUUGCGGAACUCAAGAACGCCGUCGCCGUGAUGCAAAAUCAGGAAGCCAGAUUCAAUGACCUCAGAUUUCUUGGACGAAGUGGAAGAGGUGAGUGA